Molecule: messenger RNA, 705 nt
Organism: Manduca sexta (tobacco hornworm)
Lineage: Eukaryota; Metazoa; Arthropoda; Insecta; Lepidoptera; Sphingidae
Product: glutaredoxin-C4
Exons: 3
Coding region: 80-430 (116 amino acids)
Biological process (GO): cellular response to oxidative stress
Cellular component (GO): cytoplasm
Molecular function (GO): glutathione disulfide oxidoreductase activity
Source: RefSeq, a predicted model, not a curated record
GCGAGCUGGUAUUACUGAUGUGUAGAGUAUAAACUCUUUGGUCAGUGACUUUUUGAAAUCAAAAUAGAUUUUUUUUUAUAUGGGGACUCAGUCAACCAAAAUUGUCCGUUCUACAGCGAUGGCGAAUUCACCAGAAAUUCAAUUAUUUAUUAAAGAUGCCAUUUCUAAAGAUAAAGUGGUUGUGUUCUCUAAGAGCUACUGCCCUUACUGCAAAAUGGCUAAAGAUGUGUUCUCAAAAGUGAAGCAACCAAUAAAGGUUUAUGAGUUAAACGAGCGUGAUGAUGGCGACGCUAUUCAAGACAAUUUGGCUCAAAUAACAGGAUUUAGAACUGUGCCACAAGUAUUUAUAAAUGGUAACUGCGUUGGAGGUGGUUCCGAUGUCAAAGCCUUAUAUUCAUCUGGAAAGCUUGAACCUAUGCUUAUUGGUUAAUCAUGAAUAAAAAAUAUUUUUCUAAUCACAAACUUUUUAGAAAAUAUAUUAUUUAUUAAGGCUUAACAUUUAAUGUUGAUUACAAGUACAAGUAUGUUAUCCCUCAUGUAAUUUCCGUAGGUAUUUAGGCACCACAAGGACAUGUACUUAAAAGUACACUGCUGUAUUGUAACUACGAUUUUUGUUACCAUAAAUAGUCAUAAGGAGAUUAAGUUAUUCCCAAUAAAAACAAGGACAUAUUUUAUUUUUUAAAUUGAAUUAUAUAUUUAUUAUUA